Molecule: messenger RNA, 3546 nt
Organism: Hemibagrus wyckioides
Lineage: Eukaryota; Metazoa; Chordata; Actinopteri; Siluriformes; Bagridae
Gene: gng7
Product: guanine nucleotide binding protein (G protein), gamma 7
Exons: 4
Coding region: 271-477 (68 amino acids)
Biological process (GO): G protein-coupled receptor signaling pathway
Cellular component (GO): heterotrimeric G-protein complex
Molecular function (GO): G-protein beta-subunit binding
Source: RefSeq, a predicted model, not a curated record
AUCAGGGGGUGGGGCGACAGAUCGGGGAGUGACAGACAGAAGGGGGGAUUCGGGUGGACACACAGCGGCUAACGGCUAACGGAGUAAAUUCAGCCCUUUAAAUAUUUCCUCACACACACCGGACACACAGGAAGUGUGUGAAGGUUUUGUGAGCAGAUCCUCCAUCAGCACUGGUCCUUAGACGCAGAACCCGUGUGGAGAACCUCAGCACGACCUCACCUCAUCUCUCAGCAAUUUCUCUCUCAGUGGUGUGAUAACCGAUGGCCCAGAAUGUCUACGACUAAUAACAUAGCACAGGCCAGGAAACUGGUGGAGCAACUGAGAAUCGAGGCAGGCAUCGAACGUAUCAAGGUGUCCAAGGCGGCCGCUGAUCUGAUGAGUUACUGUGAGCAGCACGCACGCAGCGACGCCCUCCUGGUGGGCGUGCCCACUUCUGAAAACCCCUUUAAAGAUAAAAAACCCUGCAUCCUCCUAUAGCCACUCACCCUCUCCUCUUCUCUCUCUCUGCCCUCUUUCUCUCUCUCUAUCUUUCAUCCAUCCACCCAUCUAUCCAUGUCAUUCUCUUUAUAUGUCUGUCCAUCCUUCCUGCUUUAUUCAGUUUUGUUCCUAAAAUAACGCACAGUGAAGCAGAGAAUAAACGGUCUCUCUCCUCACUGAGAGUGAGGGGUGUGUGAUGAAUGAGAGACGGUGAAGGAAAGGAUGAAAAGACGUAGAGACAAAUAGAGAUCUGUACAGCUGAACACCAGUCCGGCUGCGUCCCACUCCACAUCCUGUUCCCUACAUAGUGCACUCUUAUUCACUCCCACAAUGCACUGCAGCAGAAUGGCAUCCAGGGAGUAGGGUGUAGGGAGCGUGGUGCCGUUUGGGUCACAGCCCGGCCUACAGGUUCUCAAUAUGUUCCAUCUUUCUUUCUUUUUCUACUUGUCUUAUUUCUCCAGCAGAAGGUACCUACGUGAAGUUUUAUACACGCCCUCGCAGACAUCAGUGUUGUGGAACAUCUGAGUAAUAAUUCAGCAUGUGGAGAACCAGUGAGGGUUCUGCAGUACAGAGGUAUCGGUUCUAACCUACCUCACCUUCAGUUCUCUAACUCCAGUAAAAGUCCAGCUGGAACUCUGAUUGUAAAAGUCCUCGCAGAACCCACGAGCCCCGUGUAGAAACUUUGUUUAGAACAGUGUUGCGUGUGUGUGUGUGUGUGCGACUCUCUAACGCUAGCUGUGUGUUGCGCUUUUCUUUUGCUGUACAGUGUUUGAUAAAUGGAGGCACGGUUCUCCUGCGUUCUCUCUUCCUGUGAUCUUUAUUUCCUGUCCUAUUCCUCCUCACUUCCUCUUCCACACCCGGUGUUCCAGGUUCCACUCAUUAUUCAGUGUGUGUGUGUUCCUUCUGACAGUUUUAGGUUCUAGGAUUUUGGAUGGGAUUCUGUCAUCUCUAGGGUUCCGCAACAUCUGUUCUAGAGUUUUCAGCACGGUUUUACAAUCCGCUCCACAAAAGAUGUAGACUCUUCUGUGCCAGGGUUCUAGUAUAUGUGACAAAGGUUCCUGGACACUGAGGUGGACAUGUUCCCGAAACCUCAAGGCAAGGUUUAGAAGGUUCUAGACGCCUCAUGUGAAGAAAUCCUGGUUGUGUUGUUAGACAAGUGAGUAGGUUCUGGAACCUUCAGUGCAAACGGGAAAAAAGGUUCCAGCUCCGGGGCAGAAGGUACCUGAAGUUUCUGGAAUCCUUGGUGCAGUGGGUGUGAGAGCAAGAAGUACUGCCAAUGGGCCUGUGUAUUCUGGGGGUUCUGAAGGUUCUAGCUUGAAACGUUCUGGACUCCUUGGUGGACAGGUUGUAGAAUAUGAAGGUUCUAAAGUCCUCAGUGUGAUGGUUCUAGAUUGCUCAGAGUAACUGGAUUUCCACACCUGUUGAAAACGCGCGCACGCGUGUGUGUGUGUGUGUGUGUGUGUGUGUGUGUGUGUGUGUGUGUGUGUGUGUGUGUGGGCUAUGUCCUAAACCACUGCACUCCCACAGUGAACAGCGCUAACACGGCUCCUGUGGCUGUGUCCCAAACCACCACCCCCCAUAGUCACCGCACUACACCGUCAUUAGCCAGUGGUGCUAGCUACAUGUUUACGAGCCAUAGUGAGGGUUUCCAUGACAACCAGUCACAGUCUGCAAACUGGGAACAGUGAAGGUGGUUUGGGACACAGCCCUUAGGGGGGAUUGUGUGUUCUGGCUCUGUCCAAAUUCUGUUCCUCUCUCACCCCACCCUCACUUGUAGACUUUGGCACACAGUUGUCAGAUUACAGCAAUGCAUCAUGGGUAACUACUGCUCCUACAGUGAUUUACUGAUGGGGGGGGGGGGGGGGUUGAAGUGGAACAGCAGCUGAAGGAAACAACAGUUUACUGAAGUACGUGUGUGUGUGUGUGUGUGUGUGUGUGUGUGUGUGUGUGUGUGUGUGUGAGAGAGAGACAGUAAUCCAACCCCAGUUUAAUAAUAUGGCGGUUUGAAGUGACGAGCUCGUCGAGAAGAAAAACAACAUAGAAGUGCCAACUUUCAGUGAUUUUUUUUUUUUUUCAGGACCAAACAGAAUUUGUGUGUGUGUGUGUGUGUGUGUGUGUGUGUGCUGAUAACCAGCUAGGAUACAUUACGAUGUUUUGAACACAGACCACGUGAGUGUAUAAGGGAAACCUGCUGUGUUCCUAACACAGGCCUGGAGGGUGCAUGAACCUGAAAGUGUUCUGAGACCUGACCUCUGAUCUCACUUCCUGGGGUGGGGCCAUGAAAUAAUGUGAUUGUUUAAAUGUGUUACAUCACUUCCUGUUUGACAGUCCAGUAUUUUUGUACUUUAAAGUGAGGGGGGCGCAAAACAAAACCCAAAAGACUCGUUUAGGAAUGUAAGCAGCUCUGACUGAUCAGUAUGGUGCAAAAGUAAUGGCACCCUCAUCGCAAACAUUAACGAGACCAGCAAAGGGGCGUCUUCAUCAUAUCUCCUGAGGGAGGAGUUCACAGCGAAGAAGGAUAAAAAAACAAUCAGGUGCCACAGCGUGUGUCCUUAUGAUUAAACAGUUUGAAGGAAUAUGUAUUGAGAAUAAACAGUAGUCUUAAAUAUUUAAAUAUAUGCCAACUCUCAUGUUCUGUGUGUGUGAGUGAGCGAGUGUGUGUGUGUGUGUGAGUGAGUGCAGCUACUUUUUCUAAAAAUCCCAGACAGUGGAGAUUCAGUGCCAAGUUUCACAAACAGUUCCUUUUUCAGAGAUAUGAUGAUGAUAACUGUCAAGGCUGUGUGUGUGUGUGUGUGUGUGUGUGUGUGUGUGUGUGUGUGUGUGUGUGUGUGUGAGAAAGAUCCACCCUCAUCUGUUCUCUUCCCUCUUCUGUGCAUCCUUUCUGCCUCGAUUAUGAAGAUAUCUCUAUUUUUUGUAACUGUUUCUCUCGGAUGUGCCAUAAAUCAUGUUUUCUUGCACACUGUUAAUAUUUUGUGGAUUAAAAAAAAAAAGUUGCUGUUUGAAAUCGAGAAGGAAAAAAAAAAGACUAUUAAAGAAGUAGAAGUAAAUAAAGAUGAAUAAUGUCACUCA